Molecule: messenger RNA, 511 nt
Organism: Exaiptasia diaphana
Lineage: Eukaryota; Metazoa; Cnidaria; Anthozoa; Actiniaria; Aiptasiidae
Exons: 4
Coding region: 70-474 (134 amino acids)
Source: RefSeq, a predicted model, not a curated record
AAUGAUUYAAGUUCUUAAAAGCGAUAAAAAUCGGCGUUGAUAAAAAGUGGACUCAACACUUUCUUGGAAAUGACAGAAACAAUGAUUUUCUGUGCAAUGAUGAUAGUGGUAAAUAUCCAAGUAAAAGGAGAAACGCUCAAUGGGUCGAACGAACAAUGUAAAAGAAAGAUGCUAAGAAUCGACGAUAGUGAAAUUCAUUAUGAACAGAAUCUUGGUCACGUGAUAGACAGGGUUAACGUGAUCAGYAUUCUUCAAUGUCAAGACGUGUGCUUACGGGAUAGACUUUGUGUUGGCUUCAAUUAUCAUUUUUGCGACGAUGGAGUGAUCGAUAAAAACUGUGAAAUAUUAAGUAGUUUAGGAGAACAGCAAGAGAAUGAGUGUGUGGCGUUUAAAAAGUUUGACUACGAGCAGGUCCGAAAUGAUCUACUCAAACUGUGUCCAUCAGAUCAACGUUAUCAUCCGUCACUAUCGUGAUAUUCUAAUCAUGGUAGAUGGUAUUGAUCAAUGUUCA